Messenger RNA from Chenopodium quinoa (quinoa), 846 nucleotides. RefSeq names its product NDR1/HIN1-like protein 6. Gene Ontology annotation, cellular component: plasma membrane. The transcript has a single exon. Lineage: Eukaryota; Viridiplantae; Streptophyta; Magnoliopsida; Caryophyllales; Amaranthaceae. Bases 15 to 707 code for a protein of 230 amino acids. The record is from RefSeq and is a predicted model, not a curated record.
CACCAAACUAUGUAAUGCUGCAACACCAAUACGGUAAUGUGCCACCCUAUUAUGCACCUCAUCAACCGUAUGGUCCGUAUCCCCAACAACGUGCUAUCCCUCAAUAUGAGAAUCGACGAUCAGGGUGUCAUUGCUGCCUCAGGUUUAUCUGUUGUGUCUAUUGUCUUCUCUUUCUGUUGAUAUUUUUCAUGGCAUUAGGCCUUGUUUUGACCUACACUUUUUACAAGCCGAAAAUUCCCAUUUACAAAUUAGAAGAUUUUAGUGUUACAAGCUUUAAUGUACAGCCUGACAUGAGCAUAGGUACACAUUUUAUGAUUACUGUUAGAGCAGAAAAUCCCAACACAAGAAUUGGCUUCAUUUACGGGAAAGACAGUACAAUCACGGUCUCUUUUGAGGGUUCUGUUUUAUGCAGUGGUAAGAUGCCUGCAUUCCAUCAAGGACAUGAGAACGUGACAAUGAUCAAUAUCCCAUUAGCAGGGAAUGCCGUGUUUGGGUCUGAACUUCAUAAGGUUCUUACUGAUGACCAACAUCAGGGAAGGAUUCCAUUGAUCGUUCAGGUUAAAGUUCCUGUUACUGUCGUUAUGGAUACGAUCCCAUUAAGACAGUUCGAGUUUCAUGUAAGUUGUCAUGUCACAGUUGAUGAUUUGAAGCCUGAUAAGAAGCCCAAAAUCCUGUCGACUACAUACACAUUUGGGAUCGGAAUAUGAUUAGUCCUUUUUUGGCAAAGAUUUUGUUCAACAAUGACGAUGCUAUAUUAUUUUUUUUUGUUAUUAUUUUGGUGAUCAGCAAUGCUAUAUUUAGAGUACGUGAUUUGAUAUGGAUUGACACAAUUCUUUGCAACUCCCU